AUGGAUAAUGUUCCUUUUCAUCGGGCUCCUAAUAAAAGAAAAGCAUUGGGUUUACCUACCAUUGAAAAACAGUUAGCGGAAAAGAAUAUGACUAUUGAUUACUUCCCCGCUCACUCUCCAAUGUUGAAUCCAGCCGAACCAAUUGGUGGUUUAAUUAAGCAUAAUCUUGGAAAAAGUUAUUGCUGUUUUUGCUAUUACCAAACGGAACAAGAGAAAGCUGAGGAAUAUAGCGAUUACCAGCAAGUUUAUCAGCAAAAGUUGUUGGCAAGAAAAGCCAACUAUCAGCAAUACCAACUUUUAAGGAGUUAUCAAGGCUGUAAGCAAUGCGGAAGUUUAGCUGUUGAUGCUUAUUACCUAUAUGAAGAAAAUAAGUUAAUUUGUCAACCUUGCCGAAUGAAAAAAGAAGGUAGUGCUAGUGGUGCCAUUAGUUUUUUAGAACAGAAUAGUAAUCACCUUGCUAGUUGCCAAUGCUUAGAAAUAGAAGCCCAGCAACAUUAUUCAUUAAUUAAGGACAAUUUAAAAAGAAGUUGA
Messenger RNA from Funneliformis geosporum, 531 nucleotides. Lineage: Eukaryota; Fungi; Glomeromycota; Glomeromycetes; Glomerales; Glomeraceae. The record is from the annotation of a GenBank genome assembly.